AUGGCCAAAUCCACGGAGAUGGAGCAGCGCUCAGCUGCCAACCGCGAUGUCGAAGAGGCGUACGCAAAGCAAGACAUGGAAUUCGUGGAGAGUGCGGCGGCAGACGCGUCCAACAUAGGCAAUUCUGCUGCCGAGUCGACACGAUUAUCCAAACCACACCGAGAUUAUUUGAUGGAGCGUCAUGGAACAUUUGAUCUCGAUCCAAUUCCUGCGAUGGAUCCCGCGGAUCCUUACAAUUGGCCGGAAUGGAAGCUGACCAGAUGCCUGUACUGGCCGCAGAAAAUUAUGAACUUGAUCUUAGUCGCUUUCCACGCAUGCAUGGGUACAUUUGCAGCGGCCGGUAUCAUCCCAGCAUACUCAAACAUUGUGGAAAUAUAUGGUGUCUCCAAUCAGUCAGCGAGUUAUCUGACUUCCCUGCAAAUUGCCGUCCUCGGAGGCGCACCACUCUUCUGGAAACCUCUCGCACACCGUUUUGGUCGCCGUCCUAUAUUUUUACUGUCAUUAAUUUGCAGUCUCGUUUGCAAUGUGGGAUGUGCGAAGAGUACCACCUACGGAGCGACCGCGGCCUGCAGAGCUCUUUCGGCCUUCUUUAUCGCCCCUGCUUCUGCUAUCGGAAGUGCUGUGGUAAUGGAGACGACUUUUAAGAAGGAUCGUGCUCGCUACAUGGGAAUAUGGACCGUGAUGAUUACUCUCGGGGUUCCUCUUGGGCCAUUUAUUUUUGGAUUCGUCGCUUAUCGGGCUGGCUAUGAGUGGAUUUAUUGGGUUCUGGCCAUGAUCAAUGGAGGCCAGUUCAUUCUUUACCUCUUCUUUGGACCUGAGACUCGCUACGUGAAUAGUGGCGAGUGGAGAGAGGAAUCGACAUUCAAAAGAGAAUAUAUCUCGGUCCGCCGUAUUGAUCCUACACCUUUUACAUUCUUCGAAUUCAUCAAGCCAUUAACCAUGUUCGCCCAUCCUUCCGUCGUUCUGCCCACCUGCGCCUAUGCUAUGGUGUUCCUAUUUGCCAAUAUCUUGGCCACAGUGGAAAUUCCACAGCUGUUGCAAUCAAAAUUUGAUCUCAACACAGAGCAAGUCGGCCUUCAAUUCCUCGGCAUGAUUAUUGGAUCUAUAAUAGGCGAGCAGAUGGGCGGCAGUCUAUCGGAUUACUGGAUGAGAAUGCGCGCCAAGCGGACCCAAGGAAACGCAGAACCGGAGUUCCGGCUCUGGCUGAGCUACUUUGGCUUCGCCCUUUCCUGUGUGGGACUUAUCGUCUUUCUUGUUUGCACGGAGCAAGCCCCGACCGGAACCUGGACUGUCACACCUAUUGUCGGAACCGGUAUUGCUGCUGCAGGAAGUCAAAUGGUUACGACGGUUAUGGUCACUUAUGCGAUUGACACCCACCCGCAGGAGGCAGCAAGCGUGGGUGUUUUCAUCACUUUUGUUCGACAAAUCUGGGGCUUCCUCGGCCCGUUCUGGUUUACUUCGAUGUUCGAAAACGUGGGAGUAGCUGCCAGCUCGGGCAUUGUUUGUGGUAUGAUUGUGGCAGUCAGUGUGAUCCCAACCAUCGUACUCCAAGUAUAUGGCGGAAAAUGGAGACGCAAGAACGAGGAGGUGACCUUCUGA
This is a messenger RNA of Penicillium manginii, 1599 nucleotides long. RefSeq lists its product as uncharacterized. NCBI's taxonomy places the organism in Eukaryota, Fungi, Ascomycota, Eurotiomycetes, Eurotiales, Aspergillaceae. Gene Ontology annotation, molecular function: transmembrane transporter activity. Gene Ontology annotation, biological process: transmembrane transport. The record is from RefSeq and is a predicted model, not a curated record. The transcript is spliced from 4 exons. The coding region runs from base 1 to 1599 and encodes 532 amino acids.